AUACCGGCGAGUGGGCACGCUGGGAGUGAGGGGCCCCACUGAAAUAGAAGAAAGGUUUCCUUUUGUGGCGAUUAUAUAAGAGAGUUGUGGAUGGGUGGCAUGUUGAGUUGAGAUAAUAAUUUUCUCACGUAUCACUUUUCUACAUACAUAGCUCACAGUCACAGCUUUGGUUUGUUUCCGAGAGAUUGAUAUCAGUGGGCAUGGGAUACGAUGCGUAUGCGUUUGGGGAAGUGGGAGAAGAAGAUAUGAUUGAGGAGCUGCUGGUAGAAGGUUGCUGGGUGGAAAGGAGUGGGAAGAGAUGGUGGAUUAAUCCGAAUCCUGGGUCGGUGAAAGAGAGAGUGGUGGUUGCGGUGGGGUACCUGAGAGAAUACAGGAAGAACGGGAAUGAGGUGAUGCAGAUAUGGGUUCCGGAAAGGGGAGGGGGAGGGGGAGGGGGAGGGGUUGGGCCAGGGCCAGAUGAGUCGGUCUGGGGUGGUUAUCCGAUGAACAUGAACAUGAACAUGAACAUGAACAUGAACAUGAACAUGAACAUGAACAUGAACAUGAACAUGAACAUGAUGAACCGAAGCAUAAGGGUUGGGUUUUUGAGAUGGGAGGAAGGGGUUCCUUAUGGUUAUGAAGAGGGCCCAGGAUGGAUGGGCCUUCCGGUGUUGGAAAGAGGGAGUGGGAAGUGUCUGGGAGUGCUCCACAUUGAGUAUGAGUAUGAAGGUGGUGUGGAGGGAGCAGUGAAUGAGGUGGUGGAGGUGUUGACGUGUGUGUGCAAGGCGCAGAAUCUGCCUUUGGCACUCACAUGGGCUCCUUGCACCCAAGCCAAGUGCGGCUACGGCCACUCCCACUCCAAUUACGUCUCCACUGUCGACAGAGCGUGUUUCGUCGGAGAUGCGCACUUGUUGCCCUUCCAUGAGGUCUGCUCCGACCAUCACCUUUUGCGGGGACAGGGAAUCGUUGGAACGGCCUUCACCACUGCCAAGCCCUGUUUCGCCACUGACAUCACCGCCUUCACCAACGAUGAAUACCCUUUGGCUCACCAUGCCUCCGUGCUGGGCCUCCACGCUGCCGUCGCUAUUCCUCUGCGGAGCGUCUCCACGGACUUUGUGGUGGAGUUGUUCCUUCCCAAGGACUGCCUCCUGAGGGAGCACCAGAACCACUUGCUCAACUCCUUGUCCCUCCUCCUUCAGCAAGCUUGCCGGAGCCUCCAUGUUGUGACGGAGGAUGAGUUGUCGUUCCCAUUCCCGCAGGUUGUAGAAGAACAGUCGUGGAUCGCGAACAUGAUGGAGGCCCAGGCCCAGAAGGGGAAAGGUGUGUGCGUGUCUUUGGAAUACCUUGAACUGGAAGAGCCCAUGGAGGAGUUCAAAGUGACAAGCAACUGCAACUGGGACAAGACUCCCAGUUAUGUAGAGGAGCAGCAGGUGUUUUCUGAUUUUAUUGCACAAGACUCCCAAACUCACACUCACACCUUCAGUGCCCGCCGUGGCAGAAAGUCCGGUGAGAAGAGACGAACCAAGGCGGAGAAGACUAUCAGCUUGCCAGUUCUAAGACAGUACUUCGCAGGAAGCCUGAAAGAUGCGGCAAAGAGCAUUGGCGUGUGUCCCACAACUCUGAAAAGAAUAUGCAGACAGCAUGGCAUAACGAGGUGGCCUUCGAGGAAAAUAAAGAAGGUAGGGCACUCUUUGAAGAAGCUUCAGCUUGUGAUUGAUUCGGUGCAGGGUGCGGAGGGUUCCAUACAGAUCGGCUCCUUCUAUUCCAGUUUUCCAGAGUUGAGCUCUGCUGCUCCUUGUGAGUCGAAAAACAAGAAUAUUAAUAACUCGUUGCAUGGGCAUGCAGAAAGCCCUGUUGGCGUUGCAGUUGCAUUGAGAGUGAAGGCGACUUUUGCGGAUGAGAAAAUCCGAUUCAGCUUGCAACAGGUGUGGGGGUUCGCAGAGUUGCAGGUGGAGAUAGCAAGGCGUUUCAAUCUAAACGAGAUGAGGAGUGUGGUUCUAAAGUAUUUGGAUGAUGAAGGGGAGUGGGUGGUCUUAGCUUGCGAUGCUGAUCUUGAGGAGUGUAAAGACUUGCAUACAGCGUCUCACAACCGCACAAUUAGACUCGCCCUAUUUCAAGCUUCACCUCCCAAUACUUUCCCCUAUCCUAGCCCUUCAACCUAGCUACGCCUCUUUCUCUUUCUUACUACAUAUAUAUCAUCUAUCACAUCUCAACCAUUUUAUUAUUUAUA
Cajanus cajan (pigeon pea) is the source of this 2209-nucleotide messenger RNA. RefSeq names its product protein NLP2. The record is from RefSeq and is a predicted model, not a curated record. NCBI's taxonomy places the organism in Eukaryota, Viridiplantae, Streptophyta, Magnoliopsida, Fabales, Fabaceae. Gene Ontology annotation, molecular function: DNA-binding transcription factor activity; protein binding.